UGGACGUCGCUAGGGGUCAUCAGAGGUUCACACCCCCGCGAGGACUUUUCCCAAAACAUUCCGCCUCUACGUCACCAGCUCCCGCCCCGCUCCGCCUCGUGCCACAACGACUCCGGCUUGUCAGCUGCACGAGACGUGCGGCAUCUCGUCUCAACCUAUGAAAACUGUCAGUCAACGCUAACGUCUAGCUCCUCUCGCUUUAAACUUAAACGUAUCUUCGCCGAAUAGUGAAGAGCCGGAGCCUGGUUCUAACAGCGGGAACAGAGCCCUGUCACGCCUGCGUGUGUGAGAGUGUGUGCGCCUCCCCGGCGGCUGGCGCCCUUUGUAACUGAAGUAGUGAAUGGCCCAGGCAGAAAGAAAUGAGCUGGGCUGAGGAGGACUGGACAGUAGGGCUGUCUGGACGGGUCCUGCAAAAGGUGAAGGAGCUGCAAAUCCAUCAUGAACGGCUGUCCAGGGAAAACAAGCAGAAACAGCUGCAGCUGGACAACAUCCAUACAAGCCUUGAGAAGCAAACUGUGAAAUAUGAGGAGGUACGUGUGGAGCUGCAGUCGGUGCAGCGAGAGCUCCAAAACGUUCGGGAUGAGGCCACAACAGCGGUGACGAGCAGGGACCGUCUUACGCAGGAGCUUCAGACUAAGCAGGCCCAAGUUUGCUCUUUGGAGGGCCAGCUAGAUGCUGCUCGUACCCUCAACAACAAACUCGCCCAGGAAAUCAAAAGGCUGGAAGCCGAGCUAGAGAAGCUGCAGAACAGCAUCAGGUCACCAGAUACCUCUCUGUUUUCUACUCCCUGCUGGAAUACAGGCUCGCCCUGGGAACACAAUGGGAGCCGACAGGAAGAGAAACAGGGGCACAGAGAUGAAGGGCAGAGCCGGGCUCCUCACAUCCGACAGCGGCUUCAGUUCUCUGAGAUACCCACACCUUCAUUGCCACAACAACAACACAAGAGCACACGCCACAGCCACUCACCCGUCCAAUCGGACACCUUCUCCACUCCCUUGGGUGUGUUUCCAUGGGAACGGGAUGACACAAAACCUGCAGCAAGGAGGCGACCUCCGCCCUCUCCCUCUUUGAUGCCGUCCUCUGAUGUCACAAAUCAUCUGUCAGAGCAGGGGGGUUAUGGGAAGGACCGCAGGACAGAGACAGACAUGUCGCCUCAAAGUCAAAGCCGUAUGUCUUCUCUGGAAGAGGAGUUGCUGGUGAAGGACAGGACGUUGAAGUCCAUACAGAACGAAAUGGCGCAAACCAAGAAGGAGCUGGCCGCCAAGGAGCUCAGCCUGCAGAAAGUCUCCAAUGAGCUUAGCCUGGCACAGACACGUAUGGCCCAGGACAGUGAACGGGCGUCGGGAGCUGAGCAAAGACUGAAGCAACUACAAGAGGAGCUUAAGUGUCAGAGGCAAAAUGCAGAAAGCAGCAGACUGCAACACCAACAGCGUACCAAAGAGCUGGAGAAACAACAUCAGAGGGUGAGAUGA
Messenger RNA from Pundamilia nyererei, 1472 nucleotides. Its product is annotated as centromere protein F. Gene Ontology annotation, biological process: regulation of G2/M transition of mitotic cell cycle; mitotic cell cycle; metaphase chromosome alignment. Gene Ontology annotation, molecular function: dynein complex binding; microtubule binding. The record is from RefSeq and is a predicted model, not a curated record. NCBI's taxonomy places the organism in Eukaryota, Metazoa, Chordata, Actinopteri, Cichliformes, Cichlidae. Gene Ontology annotation, cellular component: nucleus; chromosome, centromeric region; spindle pole. The coding region runs from base 360 to 1472 and encodes 370 amino acids. The transcript has 8 exons.